AUGGGUGUCACACCUUUCCACUUGGUGUAUGGGGGUGAGACAGUCAUUUCCGCCGAAGUCGGAAUAGAAUAUGAUCGGGUGCAGCAGUAUGAUGCGGACAACGCCGAGCGAAGACAACUGGAGUUUGAUUUAGUGAAUGAGACGCGCGCCAAGGCGGCUGCUCAGCUGACGACCUAUCGGCAAAGAAUGAGGCAAAGAUACAACCGGUGGGUGAUCCCCCGAUCCUUUCAGGUCGGCGACCUAGUAUGGAGAAAGGUGAAAUUGGUCGGUGACGUUGGCAAGCUGGAGGCUCCGUGGGCUGGGUCGUUCAAGAUUGUGGAGAAGCUCCGCUCGGGAGCUUAUUAUUUAGAAGAUAAAGAUGGACGGUGA
Messenger RNA from Zingiber officinale, 369 nucleotides. RefSeq lists its product as uncharacterized. Lineage: Eukaryota; Viridiplantae; Streptophyta; Magnoliopsida; Zingiberales; Zingiberaceae. The transcript has a single exon. The record is from RefSeq and is a predicted model, not a curated record. The coding region runs from base 1 to 369 and encodes 122 amino acids.